Messenger RNA from Theileria annulata, 387 nucleotides. RefSeq lists its product as uncharacterized. The transcript is spliced from 2 exons. Lineage: Eukaryota; Apicomplexa; Aconoidasida; Piroplasmida; Theileriidae. Bases 1 to 387 code for a protein of 128 amino acids. The record is from RefSeq and is a predicted model, not a curated record.
AUGUCGAUUUUUGAUUCUUUUAAUAUAUUAAAUUCAUUUACAAAAAAUUCUGUUUUUAAAUUUAGAAGUUUUUAUUUAUUAAAACGUCUCCUUUCCAGCAUAUCCAAUUAUAAAAUCAAUACUCCUAAUUUAUACUUUAACCCAGCUAAACUUCUCCAAUCAAAUAUUAACAAUGUGUAUAAAGACCCGAAUCUGAUGGAAUGUUCAGCACUGGACGAUCUGAGAAGGGAACAAUUAAAUAAAAUAAUAGGGAAAGUUGGAGUAAAGAAGAGGGAUGCAGGUAUGUAUUGGAAACAGUAUAAAACAAAACGGAUAAAGAUUAAAAAAAGAAAACGUAAACGUGGCAUGAAUAGGGUAUUGAAAUGGUGUAUAGCUAGAAUAAUCUAA